Molecule: messenger RNA, 1678 nt
Organism: Orbicella faveolata
Lineage: Eukaryota; Metazoa; Cnidaria; Anthozoa; Scleractinia; Merulinidae
Product: sperm-associated antigen 7 homolog
Molecular function (GO): nucleic acid binding
Source: RefSeq, a predicted model, not a curated record
UAACCACUGAGAAGUUGGGAAAAAAAAAAUAAAAGUAUGAUAAUUCGCAACAGGAAGACAGCGAGACGCAAAUAAUAAUUUCGUGCGCGACAAGUGCGCGACGACGAGUAAACACGAUAGCAUCCAGACCUGCAGCGUCGUAACAUAGGAGUCUGGGCACUAGAAAGCUUCAAAAUGGCGGCCGAGAUCUCCCCAAAGGAGUUGAAAGACUUCACGAAUUAUUAAACACAAUCACGCCCGGGCGAUUUUAAUUACACUGAAAAUUAUCACUGAAAAAUGGAUCUGCUCGGUUCAAUUCUUAGCAGCAUGGAUGCACCACCAUCAACAGAAAACAAAAAGGCGAAAGAGGAAAAAGCGAAGCUAAAGAAACUCCAAUUGGAGGAAAAGAAGAAGAAUGCAGAAUUUCGUACAAAGACUGAGAAAGAAGUCACUGAAUUCAUUAAAGAUUUAAAAGAAACAAGACUGAAGUUUCCGCCAAUGUCAAGAGUACAAAGAAGUAUUGUACAUGAUGUGGCAGAAAUUGCUGGUCUUACCACAUUCUCUUUUGGUGAAGAUGAAGUUGACAGAUACGUGAUGCUGUUUAAAAAGGUAUGAUUUUGAGAGUUACCGGUAAGCCAAAAUUUGUUCAGCUUCAGACAUUUCUAGGAAUUUGAUCCUGGAAGUCUUGGAAAGACUAAGGAAGAAAACAAGGAUAAUGAAGAUGAAUCCAGUGUGAACAGACCGCACAGUUCUUCAAAGCUGUCUAAACAGCCUCCGCCCACAUAUUACAAAGACAAGUAUCGGCACUUACUGGGUUCAGACAGUGGAAAGGACGCUGCUAAAGCCACAAAGAGUAACUCGGCUUACGGUUAUGUUCCGAGUGAAAACAAGAGAGACGUUCGAUCGAUAGAGGAGACUCUAAAUGAUAUUCGCAAGAGGAAGAAGUUUCGACCCGAUGACCUUGAUGACGAAAAUGAAGAAGAUUAGACAUGAUCAAGAACAAUUCCCAUUUUAAUUUGCUCCAUCACUGGGAGUUUUUAGGAGUUGUCUUGCACUGGAAACUGCCCAGUACUUGUGGUAUUGUGCAAUGGACCACACGCUUUACACAAGCUGGUGCAUUGCAAUUUGUUCAGAAUCCGUUAAAACGUAACGACUACAGGUGAAUCCAACAAAGUGGAUUAGAAGAGUUCUAGUCCAGUUUUGGUCGACUCCAAUAUUGUCCUUUCUGUCUUAGCUCGUUUUUGAUAUGUUUUGUAUAGUUUAGUUUGAGAGAAGCAACCUCGAUCCCAGGCUCUCUCCUUUGCCUCCCUCGUCGGAGGUAAAGUAGAGAGAUCCUGGGAUCAAGGUUGUGAAGGAAGUUGGUUUCAUUUAGUUUUCUGAUUUCCAAUAUAGAAAUAGAAAACAUGUACCGUGUUUCUAUCGAGUUUUCGUAGAAUUCUACUAGUAUACUAAUGCAAAUGCUGUAAUCUGAAUGGCUGAGCUACUCGUAUACUACCAGCCAUUAGAGUGUAGUAGCGGUCGGUCUUCCACGAAAUGCGACGUUUUUAUCAUUUUCCCGAAGUUUUGGAAGAAAGUUUAGAUGUAAAUAGAUAAUUUAAUUGCUGAGAAGACUGAAAGAAGGAAAUUAACGGUUUCUUGACUUUACAAACUUGAAAAUAUUGAAAAAUCGGGUGCACGCGCGUAAACAACUGCAAAUUUA